Messenger RNA from Penicillium soppii, 330 nucleotides. Its product is annotated as Dabb family protein. The transcript has 3 exons. Bases 1 to 330 code for a protein of 109 amino acids. The record is from RefSeq and is a predicted model, not a curated record. Lineage: Eukaryota; Fungi; Ascomycota; Eurotiomycetes; Eurotiales; Aspergillaceae.
AUGGCUGUGACUCAUAUUGUCCUGUUCAAAUUCAAAUCCGCUGUACCUUCCGAUGUGAUCAGUGAUUUGUGUGCCCAAGUUAUCCUACUCAAGGACAAUUGCCUUAACCCAUCGACCAACAAGCCCUAUAUAAAAUCAUUUGUGGGUGGCCAGGAUCACUCUCCAGAGGGACUACAAGAUGGAAUGACCCAUGGAUUUGUCGCGGUAUUUGAAACUCUACAGGACCGCGACUACUAUGUCUCUACAGAUCCUGUACACUUAGCGCUUGGGAAGAAGCUGGGCGAGGUUCUAGAAAAAGUGCAAGUGAUUGACUUUACUAGUAGUGAUUGA